GGCGGGUGCAACCCUGAUGAUGAGGGAGAAGAAGAGAAGGAGGGAGGAAGUCACUAGGCUGAUUGCGGAGGUAGCAAAAAAGUGCGGGAUUGUAGGCAAGAAGUGGGGGCAGAGGCAGAUAUUUCUGCCAAGAUGGACAAAGUACUGGGAUAUUUGGAAGUGUUGAGCGCGGCUUGGAUGGAGGAACGCCAAGCCAGCUGGAGUCAGGAUGUGGCCCUGAAGGCCAUGCGGUCUGGGCUUAGGGAUUUUGCGCGUGAGAUGGUUACCCACGUUGGAGGAGAAGUCAGGAAGUUGAGAGAUAACAUGGGGAAGUUUUGUGAGAGCGCUAUCGAGGGCGCCAAAGCAGUUGCCGCUGUAGAGAGCGAGGCCAGACCCCGUAAAGAGCCUGUAAAGCUCAAGUUCCCAGAUGCGUACGGGGGAAAGAAGGAGGAGAACUUGGACAACUGGGAGGCCAGUGUCAACAGUUACGUGUACUUACAGCAUAUCCUGACAGAGGAGCAAGUCCUUGUAGCCUUCCAGGCCCUCAAAGAUGAAGCGACCAGCCCGUGCCUAGCUAGCUGUCCAGAGAUUGUUUGUGUUAGCGUCUCUCUAGGCACGUCCGUCACAGGUGUGGCAGAAGAGCUGAAGGAGAGGAUGCCAGCCUGGGCCAAAAUGAAGAAGGAGAGUAAGGGACAACUAAUCUUGGUAGACGUAGAAGUGUUUAGAAGUAGAGUAGGGGCCCUUAUAAACUCAGGGGCCACCCGCAGUCAUAUUAGCCGUUGGGCGCUGAAGAAGCUAAGGCUAGGAUUAAAAGUCCAAAAAUUGGCAGACCCCAUAGUUAGUGUCCUCGCAGACAACCGCACUAUGCGCGUUGAGGACUACGUAGAGGGAGUCCAGGCGUACUUUCGCCUAGAGAAAGAUGGGAAGGUGGAGAAAGUUCUCCACUCCCUGACUCUCCUCGCACAGGAUGAACUUCCUUUCGACGUAGUGUUAGGAAUGGAUUGGGGAGAGGCAGCCGGGGUCACACUCCAUUUGAGAGAACAUGAGCGUAGCCUCCCUAUUCCGUCAGGCGAGGUUAAGACUGCCCGCCUGUUUCAUGUGUCCGGUGUAGAUAACACCUUGGCACAUUGCUGUCUCAGUGUUCCCGCGUUCGCGCGAAUAAUGAAAAAGGAGAAGUUAGAGGAGCAGGUCUUUGUAGUGUAUGUUAGACCUGUCACUGAGGCUAAGGAAGAGGUGACUUCUACAAAUCCAACCAUUGCCAAGCUGCUGGAGGAGUUCAAAGACUUGACUGAGUCGCCGACAGGAGUAGUGCCGCGACCCAUCCAGCACAGGAUAGAGAUAGAGCCUGGCAGUAGAACUCCUAAGGGAGCGGUCUACAGGAUGUCCCCUAGAGAGUUAGAGAAGCUACGUAAGCAGGUAGACGAGCUCCUCGAGAAAGGUUCGAUCAGGCCCAGUUCGUCUCCUUUUGGAGCACCAGUCUUGUUUGUCCCCAAAAAGGAAGGAGAGUUGAGAAUGUGUAUAGACUACAGGGGUUUGAACGCUAUUACAGUGAAGAAUGCUGAGCCGCUGCCCAGGAUAGACGAUCUCUUAGAUCGGGUGCAGGGUUUAUACUUAGAUGACAUUUUAGUUUUCAGCAAGACCCUCCAGGAGCAUCAGGGUCAUUUGAGGCAGGUCUUGGAGGAGCUCAGAGAGGCUAACUUCAAGAUCAACGCAAAGAAAUGCGAGUGGGCCAAGACACAAGUCUUGUACUUGGGCCACGUAUUAGACGGAGACGGCAUUAAGCUAGAGGACAGCAAGAUAGCGGCGAUUAGAGACUGGCCGACGCCCCGCACAUUGACAGAGUUGUGGUCGUUCCUAGGCCUAGCCAACUACUAUAGGAAGUUCGUGAGGAACGUCUCUACUAUCGCCGCUCCCUUGCGCAGGUUGCUAAAGAAAGAGGCAAUCUGGCAAUGGGACAAAGAUUGUACUUCUGCGCUAAAGAAGUUGAAGCGCGCAUUGAUAGAGUACCCUGUCCUCAAAGUAGCUGAUCCAUCCUUGCCAUUUGUUGUCACCACGGACGCGAGUCAGUAUGGUAUAGGCGCCGUGUUGCAGCAAGACAACGGCAAUGGCUAUAGACCCGUAGAGUUCAUGUCAGCGAGGAUGCCCUCAGAGAAGGUAGCCACCUCGACGUACGAGAGAGAACUCUACGCUCUCAGGCAGGCCUUAGAACACUGGAAGCAAUACGUGCUUGGGCGACACUUCAAAGUGUAUUCUGACCAUGAGACGCUUCGUUGAUUAAAGACCCAGGCCAAAAUGACACCUAAGUUGACUAGGUGGGCCGCUGAGAUAGACCAGUACGAUUUUGAGCUCAAGCCAGUGAAGG
Molecule: messenger RNA, 2341 nt
Organism: Chara braunii
Lineage: Eukaryota; Viridiplantae; Streptophyta; Charophyceae; Charales; Characeae
Source: the annotation of a GenBank genome assembly